Molecule: messenger RNA, 4170 nt
Organism: Cladocopium goreaui
Lineage: Eukaryota; Dinophyceae; Suessiales; Symbiodiniaceae
Source: the annotation of a GenBank genome assembly
AUGGAGCAGUUCAUGCUGAUGCAGCAGCGGCACAAGCUGCAGAAAGACACGCAACUGGAGGUGAGAAAUACCAAGUACAACAUGAGCAGGAUCCAAGAGAGCUGGCUCAAGAUCAUGCGCUCUGCCAAGACGAAACAGUUGAAAAAGCAGGUGGAAAUCAUUUCUCAGAACCACGAGCGAGAUGUAGACCGCAAGGAUGCGAUCCUCCAAAUGUUAGAUCGAGAUCUGGAUGAAGCGGAGGAGCAGCAUCAAGUAGCUGUGCGGAGUCAUCUGCUGAAUGUGGACCGCUUGCACGAGAUCCAGCAGAGUAGACUCUUGGCCUUGGACGAGAAGUUCAAACACGACGUCGCCACUCUGCAGGAGGAGUUCAGAAUUGAACGCGAGCACAUCCAGGAGCGACACGCUUUAGAGAAGCGAGAACUCGCCUUGAUCGUGGAACAAGUAGAGAGAGAGGAGAAGAAUAGAGAGAUGGUCUGGAACCUCAGAGAACGUGGGAUGAACAGCAAGAACGCGCAGCAGAGCUGCCACCUGCUGCAGACCAACAGUCAGUGGCGCAAGAAAGGCCAGCGAGGCCAACGCGCCGACCUCGGGGCCGUGGAGCAAGCGACAAAUCUCAGCGAACCCGUCGCGGACAAGAGCAAAGGCAUUUGCGUCCCCAAGCUCAGCGAGGAGGAGAUCAAGGCGCCGAUCGAAGAAGUCGUUGCCAGCUACGGUGAAGAUGGUUGGUGCACCUACGGUUUCCUGGGUGGCUGGGCCAGCGAAUGUGCUCUGGGCCGCAGAAACCGCGAGGCGAAGAGCUUCGCGAAGGAGUUUGAACCCAUGUACCAGAAAUAUUUACCGGACGGGCCCAAGCCAAAGACCGAAGUCACGCUGAAAUUUCUGGAGAAUCAAAGCUUGACGAUCCGCGAUCACCUCUAUCCACUCGAUGACCUCUAUUGCUACGUGAAUGGCUGGUAUUCUUUGGACCGAGAUCAGCUUGUGAACAAUUUCACCUACCUGGAGGAAAUGUCAGAGAAAUCCUGCAACCACUUGGAAACGACCAUGCCGCACUAUCACAAAGUCUCGAUGCAAACGAUGCUGAUGGAGUCGGCUGUGGAUGGAGGCGUGCUGUUUGAGAUCAUGAACGGCCCCACGUCAGGGCAGGUUCCGGACCACAUUGUGCACGGCAUGUAUGUCCAUGCGGCCGCCAAAUGCCUGUUGCGAGGAGGAGGCCGUGGAGCCGUGUGUGACAUUGCCAACUGCGCUGCACGCGGCUGCUUGCGUGGGAAGGAACUCCUCUAUACUCAACGCGGAGAAUGCCAGUUGGAUUUCUUCACGGGUAAGGCGGAUAUCACAGACCACCAGGGUCAGUUUGAGCUCAUUCGCAAUCGAAAUAUUGAAGAAGAUCAUCAAAUGCGCAGUGGCUUAGAGGAACAGAUCGAGGAAACCCGUGCCAGGUGUCGGGACAAGUUGCUGACCUAUGAGAGGUCCACCGAAGCCAGCACGGCAGACUACAAGGAGCAUGCUCGAUCCGCGCUUCCGGCGCAUUCAGUUCCCUCCUUUUCAGCGGGACUGGUGGUGGGCUUAACGACUGCAGCGCUGAUGAAGAUACACCGAGUCUGGCGGAAAAAGAAGAAGGAGGACCUUCCGCAGGCGCUGGACACCACGCUAAGCGCCUUGGACCCUAAGGCCAUGGCGGCUUCGACCAAAAUCAGCCAAGCUGUGGAGGAGGGGAUGAAGGAAUUCUCUGCCAGCGGGGACUACGCCGCCGUGGGCCGCGGCGUGGCUCUGCUGCGGCGCCGCUUGGUGCAGCGAGCGACGGAGGAGAUACGCCAGGGCCAUGUGGAGCUGCGGCUGAUUGCGGAGCUGCUGGUGGAUGCCGUUCUAAACCGUGCCUUCCGUGGUGGCGAGAAGAGCUUCUACUCCGAGCUGUGGCUUCUGGAUGAUGGGCGCGCCAGCGUGCAGAACAUCCACACCGAAAAGAUGGCCGAUGACCUGAAUCAACCGGAUGGUAAUGUGACCAUCAGCGACGUCGUGGUGGAUGAGCGCGUGCGGGAGAAAAGUGCUGGAGGCUACAGUGGCUACAGGCCUUUGUUCGUGCAGGUGCAGCCCUAUCUCUUCACACGGCCCACCUUUUUGGCCCUGCUGGAGGUGUUCGAGGUCUUUCACCGCAGCUGUCAGGGUCCGGAGGACUACGAGCCGCAGGACCGGCAGAGCAUCGAGCGAUUUCUGGACGUGGUGGAUCUGACUCCGGUGAUGCGCCGCGCACGCGAGGAGGUGGAAAAAUACGAAGCAGGCUUGACUGAUCAGCAAUGGCGCGAACACCUGUGGCACAUCUGGUUCCAACGGCAUCCCUCAAGCGCAAAGUGUGGCUUCGAACAUGUCUUUAUUGGGGAGGCCACAGAGGAUUUGAACGGCCGAGAACUGGUGGGUGGCUUGCACAACUGGGUGAAGUUCUACCUGGAAGAACGUCGCGGUGCUGCGCGCUACUUGGGACCACGCUACAAGGGAACUGGCAAGCACGACGCAGCACUGAACCCAUACUUUGUCAGUGGAAAAUUCACCUGGGAUCUCGAUGGCAAGCAUUUGGUGAAGGAUCGGGGCGGAUUCUUCGUUGGUGUCUCUCCGGAGUGGCAGCUGGCCAUCGCCACCGUGGCCUUCUUCGAGACGCGGUCCACGGAGCGCGCGACGGCGCGGAAGUGGAGCCGCGACUUCCUGUCGCGGGACGUGGGCUACGUGCGGGCCGCGAGGUUGGGAGAUCAGGUGUACAAGCUCUGUAUCCGCCGCAAUGAACAAGGCAAUUUGACCACCUUCUUCGCAGAUCAGUUAGGCACCUGGGACGCCCAUGCGCGGAGAAAGCUGGAUGAAGUGCUGCCGCAGGAGGUCCUGGAGGAGCGUCUGCAGCCCAUGCUCGUUCUCCACGGCUUUGCGGACGACGAAGAACUGCUGAAGAGCGCUGCCAACGUGGCGGCGGCGGGGGCCUCCAAUCUGCGAGAUGCGCUGCGGCACUUGCACUCGGAGAUACGCUUUCGAUUUGAAGAGAUGGAGGGACAUCUGCCAGAUGAACUGCCCCUGGUGGUAUCAGAGUUGUUAAAGCUCCACGAUGCGGGGCGCCUCAAAAACUGCCGCUGGGGUGAGCUGGCGUCAGAGUUGACGCAAAGGACGGGGCUCAAAGGAAAGAAGCUGCUGCUGCCGCUGCGUUUAGCCCUCACAGGACAGCAGAAGGGACAUUCUUUGUCGGAACUGCUGGAACUUUUUGAACUCAUGGAGCAAGGCGCGCCUUGGAGUUCCGAGAUCCUUCCGCUCGACGGGCGCAUGGCGUCGCUGCGCCGCUGGCUGUCGGCGGAAGUUCGGCCGCGGGAACCGGCCAAAGUGCUGGCGCUGGCCGUCGAAUGUGGAAGUCCACCAGAAAAAGGUGGGAGUAAGGAGUACCUGAAGCGAGACGCCUACCUCAGUGACCAGGUUGAGAAGCGGCUGCGGCAAGUGGAGCGCAUGCAGGCGGCGAUCCAGCAUUGGAAGCAGAAGAUUGCGCAGAAUCGCCAAGAAUGCGAGGAUCGCAAUCAACAGCUUAGAACAGAGAAGGAUCACAUUGCCAAGCACUUCCAGGAGUUGAAGGCGAAGAUGAACCACUUCAGAUCUGAAGGCAAGAAACGCCUGGCCGAUCUCACCAUGAAUGCCAGGAACUGCAUCAAAUCCUUGAAAGAUCAGCUGGGUUUAGCCGAGCGGAUCCUCAAGACAGCCGAGCUCUGUAGGAAAUUUGAGACUGAGCGUGAGAAGGUACUUCCCUUCUACCUCUCGCGUGAUAUCCUCCAGGAAUUUGAGGAAGGUGAGCUUGAAUUCGGAGAUGAGGACCUCAAAGAGGAGAUCCGAAAAGAGCUCACGGACGUCGGCAUUGACGAAUGGACCUAUUUGGACAACUUUUUCAAGCGCUUCAAUAAGGUCAAGCUUGACACUCACGCAGUGGAGCAGGAGGGAAAGCGUCUCACCAAGGAGAAUGUACAGUUACGCUCCAUUCUGAAGCAAUUCCUGGAUGGCGUCAGUGUCAAUGAGGAUGUGCUGUCCGCGCCCAAUCCGCUGUUGGUGGUGAACGGCAAGGUGAAUCUCAACCACGUGCCCGUGAAGCGGAUGGCCGACAAGACCGUCUAUGUGGAAGCCGCCCUCCAUGCGGGAAACACCGUGGUCAGGCACUGA